Messenger RNA from Atta colombica, 1246 nucleotides. RefSeq names its product complex I intermediate-associated protein 30, mitochondrial (gene CIA30). Gene Ontology annotation, cellular component: mitochondrion. Gene Ontology annotation, biological process: mitochondrial respiratory chain complex I assembly; mitochondrial electron transport, NADH to ubiquinone. Lineage: Eukaryota; Metazoa; Arthropoda; Insecta; Hymenoptera; Formicidae. Bases 235 to 1128 code for a protein of 297 amino acids. The transcript is spliced from 2 exons. The record is from RefSeq and is a predicted model, not a curated record.
GAUAGGAAUGAUGGGAUUUUCUACUAAGAUUACCAAGAUUAUUUAAAACUAGCUUGUUGAUCUUCUGCAGAAUUAUAAACAAGAAGUUAUUAUAUAUUGUACAAACACUGUAUAUACUUAAAGUGCUGUAAAGUAAAGGUGCUGUAAAAAUUAAUGAAAAAAAUGAAUUUAAAGAGAUAGAAGAUAAUCUAACCUACAAUCUUUGUAUAUAACAGUACAUAAUCUCAAACAAACAUGAAUAUGCGAAUUCUUAGCAGAAUAUUAAUAGAUUUUGCGAUUGGCAGAAGAAAACUGCAUAUGACUUCGAGUUUGCCAUGUUUUUACGAACCUGAUCGAAAGUCAGGUUAUAAAAGAGUGUAUGACAGAUUACCGCCAGAACAAAAUUUGAGUAUUUUUGGUAAAAUACGGGAAGGAUAUCGACAAUUCAAAGAAGAAUUUGGUAUUUUAAUGGAAGAAGUGAAAGAGAAAUUAAGAAUGGAUCCUAUUUUUACGUACAGGCAAAACGAAGUUGACGUUGUAUGGAGAUUUAAGGGCGAUCCAAAGUCAUUGAAUCAAUGGAUCAUUACAUGUGAUAGUGAUUACAAUGAAGGUUUUUCAACAGUCAAAUUAGAGAUGUCUUCCAUUGGUACUGGUGUAUUUUCUGGCAUGAUAAGCACUCGUUUACCCAAGGAUGGCAGGAUAAAGUAUGCUGGUUAUUGCAACAUGACCAGUAUACCUAAACAAAAGUCUUUCAAGCGAGAUGCUUACCUCGAUUGGUCACAUUAUACUCAUCUCGUCCUUCGUAUCAGAGGAGAUGGCAGAUGCUAUGUACUGAAUCUCUCUACUAGAGGCAUAUUUGAUUUGACAUGGAACGAUAUGUAUCAUUAUGUUCUCUAUACCAGAGGCGGACCAUAUUGGCAAUAUGUCAGAGUACCGUUCUCCAAGUUUGUAUUUUCGAGUAAAGGCAGAGUUCAAGAUAACCAGGUGCCAAUCAUACAACACGAGAUUACGAAUUUCGGUAUAUCGUUAGCGGAUGAUAUUUCCGGCCACUUCAGAUUAGAGAUCGAUUAUAUUGGAGUGGAGUACGAUAAUUUCCAUAAAGAAGAGUUUGCUUAUGAAAAGUACGAUGUUAGAGGAAUCAGAUUUUAGUAUGUACAUGUAAAAUAUAAUAAAAAUUCAAAGAAUGUAAUUUUGCUAUAUGUACAAAGAUAGCGGAAGGAGGAAUAUACAUUGUAUAGUAUGAAUAAUAAAUUUGUAUUUAAUUUAA